GUUUUAAAUGUCAUUGGUCCCUCUUUCCUCUUCUAUUUUAACAGGCUUUUUUUAAAUUAAAACGUCAUGUUACGAUUAUGGUACCCGAUUUUAUUCUGGCUUAUUUGUGCAAUAGCGCAAAACCUGUAAAGAUAGAAGAAGCUGUACCGACUUUAUUAAAUGUGCUUAGACAAGAAAUAAAUAAUCCUGUAAUGUGAUACCGGUUUUAUGAAUCAAACCUAUAUUCUGUCCAUGGUCUGAUAUACAAAACAAUCGCUGUCAUAACAACAGUUCCUUUCGGUUUAUCGAUACUAUAUGUUAUUUUUUAAAGAAAGAAUAAAGAUAUGGGUGAAACUGGAAUAUCAGUUCAUCAUCUCACUAAUGAUCCUACAGAAGCUUGGAAAGAUAUAGCAAGGGGACAGAAGGUUUUAAAGUUGAACGUUAAGAUACCACAGACUCCAGUUGAUGCGAACAAAGUUAGAUUUGUUUGUAUGAGUGAUACUCAUUCUUUGAUUAGGAAUAUAAUGUUUGAUAUACCUGAUGGAGAUAUUUUCAUUCAUGCUGGAGAUUUUACCAAAUGUGGACAAAAAGAAGAGGUGAUCCAAUUUGACAAUUGGUUAGGCUCUCUUCCUCACAAACACAAAAUUGUAAUAGCAGGCAAUCAUGAAUUGAGCUUUGACAAGAAGUUUGCUGAGUAUUUCAAAAAACUGAUGAGUGCUCGACUAGAAAAAGCAUCCUUUAGUGUUGAUGAAGAAGUGCCAAACUAUGGGAAUGCGAAAGAUAAUUUAGGAGAUGCAGUAAAUACACAAAACAUUAGGCAAUAUCUAACAAAUUGUAUAUAUCUAGAAGAUAAUGGAAUUGAAUUGUAUGGAAUUAAAAUAUAUGGUUCACCAUGGCAACCUGUUUAUAACAACUGGGCAUUCAACUUGGAAAGAGGGGCUGAAUGUCUUUCUAAGUGGAACAAAAUUCCUGAUGAUACAGAGAUACUCAUAACACAUACUCCACCUGUUGGCCAUGGUGACUUGGCUUGUUCUGGCGUGAGAGCAGGUUGUGUUGAGCUUCUAAACACAGUACAGAAGAGGGUCAAGCCGAAGUACCACGUUUUUGGACACAUACACGAAGGAUAUGGCGUGACAUCAGACGGCAAGAUAAUUUAUAUAAAUGCUUCUACCUGUGAUAUUAAUUACAUCCCCACUAAUUUGCCGGUAGUUUUCGAUGUACCGCUGAAAAAUGGACAGCAAAAGGAGGCAUAAUAUAUCACCAUGUUAGAAGAUUUCUGUUCACUGCAUACAACAUCCCUUCCCUGACUAUACCAGUGUAUUGAUGAGAGAAGAUCCCAUAUUUGUUUCUCAGACAUGUAAAUCUAAGUGUUGUAAUAUGGGCGAAAUGUAUUUAGAUAUAGUAUCAAACCAACGCACGCUUUGAGUAUGAAGUGGAGAAUUUCGAUACUCAGUACAAAAUAGUACCUUUAUCUAAUCAGUCAGUAGCUUCAUUAUAUUUGGGUCAUUAUUUCAAGAAGGGGAUAUAUGUUUACCAAAACGUGCUCUAAAAAACCUUACACCAAUUUAUUUAUGUAGUGGUCAUGAAUUAUUAUUACUAUUUUUUCUGAAAAAGGACCGCUACCAGAAACUCUAUGUACGGAGGUGAGCAGUUGUGUUACGGAGAUGAGAAAUGGCCAUCAAAGUAUGUGUUGUCAGUAGACUGAAAAGAGCUAAUCGGAAAAUAAUAGACAUGUAGCAGACGAUUUAGUUUUAAGUAUAGAUUUCAAUUAAAUAGAGUGUUUGGGUCAAGGAGUAGUUACUUUUAGAUAGUAAAAAUUAAAAAAAAACGGCAUUUAGUCUCACAAGAUAUUUAUUUUUAUUAGCGAAACGCAAAAACUAAAAAGACAAAAAAGCUGCAUACGUCAACGUAAGUUCACCACUUCGGGACUUAUAUUAAAAAAAUGUUGGCCCCUUUUAAUCUGAGGCUUUUCUAAAACAGAAACAAUAUCACUAUUUAAAAUCAGUCCAAUGUCAUCGACGUUUGGAAAAAUGAAAAAAGUUCCCUUCGACGAUUUCCGGAAGUAUUUGACUGUAUAGUCGUUUUCAUUUUCUAUCGAUAAGAUUACUGCAACAUUCAUAAUGAUACUGAUUUUUUUCCCUGGUAUCUUAACCAAUGCGUAAUCGGCUACAUUCAUAUUCAAGGGACGUUUAACAAAUAAUGUUGAAAGAGGCAGCUUAUCCUCUGAACUGAACAAUUCUUCACUCGAGCUAUAAACAUCUUCAUAACAGAUACUGGUUUUCAUAACUGGUUAUUAAGUCGAGGAUCACAAAAGUAAAAAACCACUGAUAUUCUCAAAAAAACCCAAAAAUAUAUUUAACCAAUUUUUUAGAUUACAGAAAGUUGUGAAACGGAUUCUUGUUUGGUUGGAAAUGUCAUUUAAUGUGUCCGCCAAAAUUCCGUCACAAGAGCUAUUCGAGUUUUCAACGUCUUGCUCUGGUUUAUAUUGUACAGACCUCAAAUCAUAAUGCAUGCAUGCCUCUUCUGCAGAACAAUCAUUACAAGUUAAUUGUCUAAAGUGAAUAAUGGAAGGGUUUGCCUUGGUCCAAAGAGCCUCGUGGAUCUUCAUAGUACCCUUGAAAACUUCGAGUGAGUCCGGCAGCUUUAAAUCAAACUUUGAUAUGGCUUUAUCAUCUAUAGGCAAAACGAUAACAUCCUCCAACGUUUGUAGCUUAUCUGGUAGGGUCUCGUAAUCAGGAAUAUCUUCUCUGGCCACAAUACUAUCAGCAGUUCUCUUUACACACCCACCUAUGCCAUCUGGCGCUCCCUUGCCGUGGUCUCUCAGAAUAAUGCCAUCUAAGAGAAUUAGCAUCCAGUAAUUUGCCAAGCACCCUCAAAAAGAAAAACAUUUUCUUGUUUUUAUAUUGGGUGCUUGGCCCAUCACUCAAACAGUGGACUUCAUUUAAGAUUGGUCAUUUUCCUUUUAUAAUAUCCUGUAUGAUAGGAAGCAAAUGGGCGCAUAUUGAUGAUGGAUUAUGCCUAAACGAUUUGGAAAGUGUACAGUAUGGUGUUACAAGUAGUUCAGCUUCAUCUGUUCGGUGCUCGGUUUGCUGAUAGGUUACAACUGAGUGCAAGGUGAUCACACAUAAUUCUCUGAGAAGUCCAUGUGAAUCAAAACAUCAUGGUCCAAGAGAGCUUUUUUAAUUUGUCGAAUCUUUUAGUAGAUAUUGAUGGAGCAUGUUAAAAUGGUGAGUAAGCAAAGUUGGUAGGCUUUUCUGAAAUUCUAAUACCAAUUCUGCUUUGCUGCAGUAAAUAUUUUCCUUAAUAUUUUUAACGCAAACUUCUUCCUGGCCUUUCACCAACAGUUUCUCCUUUUUUGGCGCCCACUCCUCAUAUUUUAUAUGCUCAGUAGGAAUACAUUCUAAAAAUUCAACGUUUUGCCGUAAACGUUCAGGACAUUUUCUUUCAAAGCAUGCUUCCUUGAUUUUGUGUUCAGCGGAGCACGUUAUAUUUUUGAUAAUUUCGUUGCAGCUAUUUUCUUUAACAGAUAUUGUUGUAAAAUUUUAAUUUCGAAACCAUAUACUGGAAAUUGACGUGUCUUUCUUGAAAAUGGUAUUUUUUUAUUACUCUUCCUGAAACAGCCGCCAUCAGUUUCCUUCUUUCUUCUCUAUUAUUUUUGGACAAUACAGUUUCUUUUAUUUGAGUAGAUAAAACUGCCAAAAAAGUAAGGUUUGUUUAAUCUAAUUUGAAAUUAUUCGGCCAUCAAUCAUUCUCUGAACGUUAGGGUUUGGGGAAUCUUUGUCUGGGUUCUGAUUUCUAUAAAGCCUCUUCUUGAAUUUUUCUUUCUUAGCUUUUUCUCUUUUAAGUUCUUUCUUUAAUUUUUGAAUAUCUAAUCUCAACUUUCUUCUUCUUGAUGUUCUUUUACCUGCUGUCGAUAUUGCUGAUGUUGGCGUCUACGAAAUAGUUUGGUGCGUAGGGGUUUGCUCAGAAUUCUCACGCAUCGAGUGCGGCCGCAUUGUUCCCAAACCGUCCAUAUUUCCCUGCACGGGUUCCUGUACCUUACGUGUCUUGUCGUAACUUUUUUUAUUUCUAGCUCUCCAGUCUUUUCGUAAUUUUCUCUGCUGCCGAUGGGUCAGGUCAUUGAUGGAUUUUAUUUUGCCCUGUUCCUUCCGUCUUUGGUAUCUUUCUCUCUCUAACCUUUUAGCCUCUCCAUACCUUUCUAGAUUACUUUUUAGUGCUUCCCUAUACUUUCUUUCUAUACUCGUUGUUUCACCUUUUUCCUCUUUUUUUGCUCUCUCUCAUCUUCUCAUUAGUGCUUUUUUCUGCUUGGCCAUGCUUCUCUAAAAGUGAUGAAACAAAUGAAAAUCUCAUCUCCGUAACAUGAGUCUCACCUCCGUAACAGUAAAAAUGUUACGGAAGUGAGGUUACGGUUGUGAGAAUUUUUAUGGUUUUUAACUUCUCUUGCUCUCAUUUUAAUUAUUGUACUUUCGAUAAAGAAAUAUUAAGACAUUUGUUCAGGACGGCAUUCAAAAUUGGUUUUUCUCUUGGGAGAAUUUUGUUAUGUUUUUUUUUAGAAAAAAACUAAAAUUUGCGUUACAAUAGUGAGAAAAUUGAACUUACCUCAUACAAAAUUGGCAGUUGACCACGUGUAACUAUUUUGAUACGCGCAGGACAACUACUUCCUUCAGCCGACAAAUAUGAACUGAUCUCGUGGAUCCUUCUUGCAGUAAAUCAGACUCAUCCCCACUCUUUUAUGGCUGUAGUUUGAAAUAACGGCCCCAGUUACGGAGGUGAGAUGAAAAUCCGAGGACAUUUUAUAUUUCACAUAAUUUUACGAAAUGCAAUUUGAAUAUAAAAUGAAAAUGUAUUUUUUGCAAGAUUUUGAGUGUCUUUAAGUAUUGCUAGUACACAUAUCUCAAUUGGACAUUACUAAAUUUAAGAAUAAUUAGUCUAUAUCUCAUAACUUUUGUUUGGGGACUCGUUACGAACGUGAGAAAUGACAUUUGGCGAGGCAAAUAAAAUUAGGAAAUAAAUAAAAAAUUAGUAUUUUUGGUAUGCUUCAGUAAGAUCUAGUAGAGUACUGAAUAUUUUUGGUAUUUUGUUCUUAGUUUUACCAAAGUAAAGGAAAAAAAUCACUGAGGACACAAACAUCCCGUUUUUCAAAUAAUGACCCAUUUAGAAAAAUCCUUUAUCUGUAUCUAGAUGCUAAAACUAUACCUAUUACUGCAAUGGAAAACAAAGCAACCAUACUAUACUGAAACUUUUCAAAUAUCUGUGUGGCUCUCCCAUAGGUUACAGGGUUCUUAUGUAUGAUGUAUAAAUUAUUCUUACUGAUAUUAAAUUUACAAGAUAUGAAGAUGGAAUUUCGGGACUCGUUUUUUGGCCAUUUUUGUGGUGCUUAGCCCAUUUGACAAAAAAUGAGAACAGUGAAGAGAAUAUGUUUUGACAUUAUAGAAACAGUAUACUAGACAAAAUCAUUUAAUGUGGUAUGGGGUAUAAAAGAUGGCUUCAUUGUCGCAUGGAUGCUGGUGGUAAGUUCCUUAAAGAACUAUGACCUGACUACUAAGGGUUCUGGGACAUAAAUGAACCUCAGUGAUAAUGAGUAUAUGUAAUGGAAGAGGAAGGUGUCACUUUCAACAAUUUACAGGUUUUGUUUGUUAGUUCUGAAUGCUUGAGCUUAUACUGUGCCUAAAUCUGAAUGCACAUAUGAAACUACCAAAGUAGAUACACAUGCCCACACAUCCGGAUACGCGUGUAACCUGAGGAAACGAAGAUGGAGAGGGAAAAAAACGACACACGAAGUCCACAACCUACACAUUGUAGUAUAAAAUGGCUAGAUGACCUCGAAUUUUCAAGGAGACAUCUAACCACAACCACGCGGCCGGUUAUAGCCACUUGCUGUGGUACUUCAAGUCCAAAGGAUCUAUAAAGAGAAAAUGAUCAUGCGGAGAAAGGUAUAUAACAAAAAGUAGGAAAAUAAUGGGCAAAAUCCGCAAAAAGGAAGAUUUUCGAUUUUUUCCCUCUCUAUCUUCGUUUCCUGGGGCCUUUAGACAUUAUAUUAAAAAGCAUAUAGCGAACACACAUAAUUCUUUUUAACACAAUUUUUUUAUAAAGAACUCACUGAGGUAAAUCCACUAAUGUAUAUUUUAUUACUGUUCGCCAUAUGGCCCAUGGUUUUUUGCAAUGACAUAUGCUGACAGCUUACUGAAACUUCAUCAUUAUUCAGAUCAAUCACCCUAUUGACCCAUAAUUAAAACAUGUUUGUUGAACUUCUGAUUUAUUUUAUUUAUUAAACAGCUGUUGGGGCAGCCUUAAAUAUUGUAGUUUACUUCUCCAACAUAUUACAUAUGUGGCUUUACCUUUGACGUCUACUGAGGUGAACAGCUGAUCAGCAAGUUUUCUAUUAGUCGGGUGUAAAUCUAGUAAAACUUAUUUGUAGCGUUUGGUUUUUUGUAUGUGUAUCGUCUGCCCGUAGUAAAUAAAACAGAUUUUCAGUAUCGCACGCCGAGCUCUCACGUCUCCGUUCCUAACUGUACUGUCUCCCCGAAGUGCCUCCGCCGGGGUGAUACUGCUAGAAGCGGUUCCGCCACGCCCGAGCAUGUAUUUAUUGAAAUACCAAUACACUACAUCUCUCCCUUUUUAUAAAUUUUGAAAUAUAUAACAACUUAAUAAGUAUCUACAUGUAUCUUAAUCUAGUUACAUUAGAUAUAACAUUCUAUGAACAAAUAAACUAAAUAUGUCAAAUAUCAAGAGCUUACAAAGGAUCAAAGAGCUC
This is a messenger RNA of Acanthoscelides obtectus, 6733 nucleotides long. The record is from the annotation of a GenBank genome assembly. Lineage: Eukaryota; Metazoa; Arthropoda; Insecta; Coleoptera; Chrysomelidae.